Messenger RNA from Sapajus apella (tufted capuchin), 4821 nucleotides. RefSeq names its product pyrimidinergic receptor P2Y6 (gene P2RY6). The record is from RefSeq and is a predicted model, not a curated record. Lineage: Eukaryota; Metazoa; Chordata; Mammalia; Primates; Cebidae. Gene Ontology annotation, biological process: cellular response to pyrimidine ribonucleotide; G protein-coupled receptor signaling pathway. Gene Ontology annotation, cellular component: plasma membrane. Gene Ontology annotation, molecular function: G protein-coupled UTP receptor activity; G protein-coupled UDP receptor activity; G protein-coupled ADP receptor activity. Bases 3537 to 4523 code for a protein of 328 amino acids. The transcript has 3 exons.
AUACAAAAAUUAGCCAGGCAUGCUAGCUCACACUUAUAGUCCCAACUGCAAGUGAGCUGAGGAGGGAGGAUCAUUUGAGCCCAGGAGGUCAAGGCUGCAGUGAGCUAUGUGUUUGCACCACUACACUCCAGUCUGAGCGAUGGAGCGAGAUCCCUUCUAGAAAAAAAAAAAGGUGUCCAGUCUCCUCCUGUCCAAGGAGACCACCAAGCAUGCUUCCUGCAAACCUCUUUAGGAUCUGAUCUGAAUUCCAGAGGGACCAUGUCUCCUGUAGACCCGGGGCCAGGCAGCCUCCUGUUUCAGUCAACAGGGCCGAGGGUAGUGUUUUUCCUCCCUCCGUGGGAGCAGCUAGGGGGCAAUGGGUGGUGUCCAGGGGUGUGCACGAGACCAUUCCUGCCUGCCAGGGUCUCAUCACAGCCUGCAGGCCUUCUCAGCCCUUGACUCGUGUGGAUUGGAACAGCUCUCCAUUCCACAGCUGGGAAAACCAAGGUUCAGGAAGGGAUGAGACCCACCCAAGGGAGUAGCCAGUACUGAGCUGCGAGUCCAGCUCAGGGCUAGGAAUGAGGACCCUAGGUCUGAGCUAGCAGUGACUGCCUGGAGGCAGGAACUCCAGGGCUGGGGCGCCAAUGUCAGCCUGACCAGCUAGUGGUGAGCACCACCCAGCCAGGGCAUGUGGGGUGUAAACUGUAAAGUGCUUGAUUUAUUGUACAGGACCCAGGGGGCUUCCUGCUGGUGACGGAGUGCAGGAGGGUGGCUGUGGAGGGGUCAGUGCCCACAGGUAAUGUAGGGUCUUCGGGGCUUCAACCUUGGGCACUCCUCCCCUCCUGGUGAGGAGCCUACAUACAGCCUGGGCUGAGCUGGGAGAGCCUUUGCCUGAAAGUUAUCCCCUAAGGCUUCCUCCUCCUCUUAUGUAACUGCUUUUAUUCCCGGGGAAAAUCAAGAGCCUGGGAACCCCACAAAUCUCUUGUGGCAUCUGGAACAGUUUGGGAUUAUGGCAAGGAUUUCGGAAACUGAGAAAACAAGGCCUGUGGACUAGGGGUUUGCGGGGCUCCCCAGGAGCGGCAUGUGUGGAGCGCCUGCGGAGGCACAGGCCUGGGCAAACAUGUAUGUGAACAGAUGUACACACCCUGGAGCCACUCACAGAAACACACACGCACGCACUUGGGCACAAUCCCAAACACCUGUGCCUGGUGAAUGCAGGUGCGUUUUCCUGCGCAGGCACACGCGUGGCUGGCAAGCCUCCAGGCAGACACUGUGCACCCAGCAUUCACGUUCUCCCCCAGCCUGGGGGCCUGAUGGGGGAUGGUGGCUCUCAAAGCUACCUCAGGGCUACGCCUCUGCCUCCAGGAACAAGCUUUCCCAGCCUUGUCCCUUUCCCGUCUCUUCCCCCACACCUUCUCACCACAAGGACAGAGGAGGGGCCCUUCCUGUUAGCUGGCUGGGAGCAGAGGUGGCUUUGUCUUUUCGGAAGAACUAGUUCCGUGGAAUUUGUGCUUCUUUCCCAUCAAGGCUCAAGGGCCUGCUUUGGGGCUACCUCAGGGCCCCACAGGGUGAGGGGCUGGUUUUCAGAGUUUUCUGCCUGCCUGUCGUCUGGAUAGUGUCUAAAAAUUUGCAAAACUGCCUUCCUGUCAGUGUCUUGCUCAUUCUUCCUGACACUCCUGAGAUGUAAGUGCCUUCACUUCCUCUGUCUGGCAGAUGAGGGAACUGAGGCCCAGAGAGGGACGGGACUGUCUGAGGUCACACAGCAAGUUGAGGCAGGGUUGACCAAAACUCUCAUGAGCUGGGGCUGGGAGGAAAGUGCUUUCAGCUUCCUGGGGCUUAGGGUAUGAGGAUUUGGCUCCCAGAGCCUAGAGGGUGGGGCAGGCUGGCACUACCAGGUGGGCCUGCCACAGGAACACCUCACACUCCUUUACCAAGAUCUGACGGGGCACAGCCAGCCCCUCAAAGGCCAGCACUGUGCUGUGAGGCUCACUCCUGUACCACCUUCGUGGACAUCCUAGGGGAGAGGGCAGGAGGGGGAGCAGGAACACCUCUGCCAUGCUGUGUGACCCAGGCAAGCCCCGACUCUCUCUGGGUCUGGUGCCUUCCCAUCUACUGGGAUAUUGGGAUUGGGGAUUAGUUGAGGGAUGUGCUCCCUCUCCAGACCACAGAGGAAGCAGAGAACUUCCCCAGGGCCAGGAGUGGGGCGCAAGCUCAGGAUACUCGCUGCCAAAGCCCUGGUGGCCCUGAGCUGCAGCCUGUACCCAGGGAGUCCGGGCCCUGGCCAUGGCCUGCUGCUGAGAUCCACCAAGGCAGGGCCCAGCACAGAGUGGGGGCUCAGGGCCUGGGGGCUGGGAGAGGGGAUCUGGCAAAUCCAGAUGGGGCCUGUCCACCUGUCUGAGGCUGCGGCCCCCUGACUCUCUGCCUCUCACCCUCCUUUAUGUUUCUCUACAGCUGCUCUUACCACUACCCGGCCUGCUAUAUAUUUACUCAUUAACCGAAAGAAACUAAUCUUCCCUGCUAGAAUACAGGUGUCUCAAGGGCGGGACUUUGUUUUUUGACCUCAAGUGCCUUGAACAUUACUUGAAUAGAAUAGGUGUCCAAUAAGCUCUUGUUACAAAGAAGAGGAGGAGGAGGAAGAGGGAGAAUGAAUCAUCUUACAGUUGGAGAGGGCUCACCAUAGGCCCGGCUAGAGUCGCCCUGGCUGCCUUCUCCUCAUCAAGCCCAAGCUCAAUGAUGGAUUGGCACUGGGGAGGGGAGGGUCGUCUGCAGUCAGCCUUUCUCCCGAGAUCACCUUCCAUCUUCAGCGCCAUCCUCAUUCCUGGGUGGGGCUUGUCUGGACCCACAGGGUUGGAGCCAUAGACAAGAGAGCCAUUAAUCUCAGGGUCUCAGCUUCUCUCAACGGACCUUCCAGGCACUGCUGAGAAAACCAGGGUAAUGGUUUCCUGCAGCAGCAACAAGCAGGAGCAGGGCCAUCUCCAGACUCCAGAGAAUGGGGAGGACGAGGAAAAGUGGCCACCUGAUGCAUGCCUUCCCUGGACCAGGCCCUGGUCCUGAAAUGUUAUCUCACUGCAUCCUCCCGACAGUCCCUGGGGCUAAAUUGGUGAUGCUGCUUGUUUGGGUGAGCAAACAGAGGGUGAAUGAAGUGACUUGCUGGCACCUGGGUAGAGGCUGAGGUCAGCGUUGGUAUAAGGGACUUGAGCAUCAGGGUUCUCGGGAUUUGAGCCCUGGCCCUGCUGCCUGCCAGCUCUGUGCUGUGGCAACUUACUUCCUCUCCCAGAUGUCUUGGUUCCCUCAUCUGCUGCCUCUCCAGACUUCUGCCAGACAUCGCACGCGACAGUUUCAGGCACAGGAACUUUCUGGCAGCAGGCACUGCUCCACAAGUGGGAAUUUGUUCCAGCACUUCACAGACUGCAACUGAGGCGCUCGCUAACUCCUGGAUAACAAGACGUCUGCCAGAAGGACCAUGUCUUUGGAAGGUGGAGUUCAGGCUGAGGAGAUGGGUGCUGUCCUCAGUGAGCUCCUGCCUCUCUGAACGUAGGAAAUCCAGCUGGGCAGCCAUGGAGCGGGACAAUGGCACAGGCCAGGCUCUGGGCUUGCCACCCACCACCUGUGUCUUCCGUGAGAACUUCAAGCAACUGCUGCUGCCACCUGUGUAUUCGGCCGUGCUGGCGGCUGGCCUGCCACUGAACCUCUGCGUCAUUGCCCAGAUCUGCAUGUCCCGCCGGGCCCUGACCCGCACGGCCGUGUACACCUUAAACCUCGCCCUGGCCGACCUACUGUAUGCCUGCUCCCUGCCCCUGCUCAUCUACAACUACGCCCAAGGUGACCACUGGCCCUUUGGUGACUUCGCCUGCCGCCUGGUCCGCUUCCUCUUCUACGCCAACCUGCACGGCAGCAUCCUCUUCCUCACCUGCAUCAGCUUCCAGCGCUACCUGGGCAUCUGCCACCCACUGGCGCCCUGGCACAAACGUGGGGGCCGCCGGGCCGCCUGGCUAGUAUGUGUAGCCGUGUGGCUGGCUGUGACAGCCCAGUGCCUGCCCACAGCCAUCUUUGCUGCCACAGGCAUCCAGCGUAACCGCACUGUUUGCUAUGACCUCAGCCCGCCCAACCUGGCCACCAACUACAUGCCCUAUGGCAUGGCUCUCACUGUCAUUGGCUUCCUGCUGCCCUUUGCUGCCCUGCUGGCCUGCUACUGUCUCCUGGCUCGCCGCCUGUGCCGCCAGGAUGGCCCGGCAGGGCCUGUAGCCCAGGAGCGGCGUGGCAAGGCGGCUCGUAUGGCAGUGGUGGUGGCCGCUGCCUUUGCCAUCAGCUUCCUGCCUUUUCACAUCACCAAGACAGCCUACCUGGCGGUGCGCUCGGCACCGGGCGUCUCCUGCCCUGUGCUGGAGGCCUUUGCAGCAGCCUACAAAGGCACGCGGCCAUUUGCCAGCGCCAACAGUGUGCUGGACCCCAUCCUCUUCUACUUCACCCAGAAGAAGUUCCGCCGGCGGCCACAUGAGCUCCUACAGAAACUCACAGCCAAAUGGCAGAGGCGGGGUUGCUGAGUCCUCCAGGGCCUGGGCAGCCUUUAUGUUUGCCAUUGUGGCUGGGGCUCUGGGAGCCCCACCAACCCCAAACCAUGCAGAGAAUUAGAGCUCAACUCAGCUGGGCAUGGAGUAAAGUCCCUCACAGGACCCAGAAACUCACCAACAACUAUUUAUUCAGCCCUUCUCUGGCCCAGGCCCUGUGGGCAUGGAGAUGAUCAGGCCUGAGCCUGGCUCUUGAGAGGUCCUGGUCAGCCGUGGAGAGCUGGGGAUACCACGUUAAGGUGCUCACAAAAAUACAGUGUGACAUGUACUGUCA